Messenger RNA from Linum trigynum, 2198 nucleotides. Lineage: Eukaryota; Viridiplantae; Streptophyta; Magnoliopsida; Malpighiales; Linaceae. The record is from the annotation of a GenBank genome assembly.
CAUGUGUACUAAAACACACGGAUAUGAGAAUGAGUUGCAAAACCUUUCCCGCAUAGGUAUGAGGCGAGUAUCAGUUUUGAUAUUUUAAAGCGAGAAUGGAGAUGGUUUAGACAAACCCCAAACCCGGGCCAUUGCCAUUACCAUUACCUCUGGACAACUUUUGUUUCAUAACCAACGUAUUUAUUUAUUUAUUUAUUUUUCCGAAAGCCCUCAAUUAAAAUAAUUAUAGUUUUAAUUUUUAUCAGAAAAAAUAAUAAAUUCAAAAUUUAUUUGUAAACACCAGGAAACGAAAGGGGCAUGUAACUGAAAAAUGGUGGAAAAAAGAAAGAAAAGGGAAACGGACAUUGCCGUGGAAGGCAAGGACAGAGGGGUUCGACGAUUGGAUCGAACAACCGAAGUAAAAAAAAAAAAACAGGACGGAAGAAAAGAAGGUAUGGCAGCUGGACCGAUUAGGCAGGCGGCAUCCCCAUCCCAAAUCCCCUAAGCCGAGCCGUGGAUCCCCGAUGACGCCACUCCGAGCUGGCCCCCGUUCCCCUCACGCGCCUUUUCCCCACUUCCCCCCGCCCGCCCGGCGACCCCUCUCUCUCUUUUAUUUCGACACUCCUAAUCUUUCGCCCUCAUGCGUCCGGCGCGUCACCCUCGCCGCACCGACACCUUCCCCUCUUUUACCCCUCUUCUCUCUCUCUCUUUUCUCUCCGUUCAAUCCCCCUUCCCCUCUUUUCCAAUCUUUAACCUAGGUUUUCCACCACCGCCGCCCGCCGCCGAUCGAUUGAUUCCCCUUCCACCGCAAUCCAUCCUCCAUGGGCGACCUAACGGAUUCCGGCACUCCCUCCAGCAACCCUAACUCCCGCCCUCUCCCCAUCAGGGAGGACUGCUGGAGCGAAGAGGCCACCGCCACGCUCGUCGAGGCCUGGGGCAACCGCUACGUCGAGCUCAACCGGGGAAACCUCCGCCAGGCCGACUGGAAAGAGGUCGCCGCAGCCGUCAACGCCAUCCAUGGCCUCACCAAGAAGACCCACCGCACCGAUGUCCAGUGCAAGAACCGGAUCGACACCAUCAAGAAGAAGUACAAGGUCGAGAAGACCAGGAUCACCGCCUCCAACGGCGUUCUCACCUCCUCCUGGCCCUUCUUCGACCGAUUGGACGGCCUGAUCGGAUCUAAUUUCCCCGCCACCGCCACCAAGAAACAGCAGCCGCAUCGCCACCCAUCCCCGUCUCUCUCCCCUUCCCCGCCGGUGGCCCUGCCGCUCACGUCCUCGUACCGCCGGACCCCUUCCUCGAACCCACCCGUGGCGGCGCUCGGCCAGAAGAGGCCCGCUGCCGAGGACAUCUAUUUGAGGAGGAACUUGAUGGCUGCCGCUGCGGCGGCUGUCGAAUCGGAGAGUGAAGAGGAGGAGGAUGAGCCACAGCAUCAGCAUCAUCAGGACAGGGAGAACAACAACAACAGCGACAAGGACGAAGAGAUUCGGAGGCUGGCCAGAGCUAUUGAGAAGUUUGGAGAGGUCUACGAGAGAGUCGAGAGGGAGAAGUUGAGGCAGAUGGUGGAUUUGGAGAAGCAAAGGAUGAAGUUCGCUAAAGAUGUGGAGAUGGAAAGGAUGAGGGUUUUUACUGAGACUCAGAUUCAGCUGGAGAAGAUCAAGAAGGGCAAGCGCUCUGCUGGACCUCCUAAUGGACUAGCAGUUUUGGGAAUUAUUUGAGACUUGGCCUCGUCGUAGCACAUAACCUAGUCUGUUUUGUCACCUUCAAGAUUGCAACUUUAGCUUUUAGAUUAGAUGACUUGCUUUCCCCCCUGUUUAGAUUUGUAAACGAGUGGCUCUUUCUUGUGUGAGAAGGGACUUAGAGGUUGUGGACACAAGGAUGCCUUCUUUCUCCUCUUUUAUCUAUGUUCUCUUGUAACUUAUUGUUUAGCCAGGCCUUAAGUUUACAACAAUUGUGUAUCUGUAGCCUUUUAUCAAUGGAUGAAGAAUGUGGAGUCCUGAUGCUUUCCUAUGCUGUUCAUUUCUGCAUUUUUUUGUCAAUGAUUCCGGUUGAUAGCACAUGCGUUUGAUAGGCUUAAAUUGAUGAAUCUGGGUGAAGAAAAAUAGUAGUCGUUUGCCUUCUUUCUGAUGUUUCUUAUAGGAAGUUCAUUCCUAAAAUAUGGCAGAAGACCUAAUUCUUUGUUUAGGUUUUCUGGGAAUAGAUAAAGGGAUAUGGAAUGG